Branchiostoma belcheri (Belcher's lancelet) is the source of this 2021-nucleotide messenger RNA. Its product is annotated as actin, muscle-like. Lineage: Eukaryota; Metazoa; Chordata; Leptocardii; Amphioxiformes; Branchiostomatidae. Bases 128 to 1267 code for a protein of 379 amino acids. The transcript is spliced from 7 exons. The record is from RefSeq and is a predicted model, not a curated record.
GCUCCUGUAACAACUUUCCGGAGAGUAUAAAAAGAGGCGACCGAGGCUCAGUUCGGUAGAACCACGACUCGAGUCUUCACUGAACGUUACAGUUUAUACCGUACAAGCCACCCUAUAACCCUUCACCAUGUUGGAUGACGAGGAAGAAGAAGCCACCGCCCUGGUCUGCGACAACGGUUCCGGCAUGUGUAAGGCGGGGUUUGCGGGUGACGACGCCCCGCGGUCCGUGUUCCCGUCUAUCGUCGGCCGGCCUCGGCACCAGGGAGUCAUGGUCGGCAUGGGGCAGAAGGACGCGUAUGUGGGGGACGAGGCGCAGAGCAAAAGAGGCAUCCUGACUCUGAAGUACCCGAUCGAGCACGGCAUCGUGACGAACUGGGACGACAUGGAGAAGAUUUGGCACCACACCUUCUACAACGAGCUGCGAGUCGCUCCCGAGGAACACCCGACUCUGCUCACAGAGGCGCCGCUUAACCCUAAGGCUAACCGUGAGAAGAUGACGCAGAUCAUGUUUGAGACGUUCAACACGCCCGCCAUGUACGUGUGUAUCCAGGCCGUGCUGUCCCUGUACGCCUCUGGCAGAACAACAGGUCUGGUGAUGGACUCGGGAGACGGCGUGUCCCACACCGUGCCUAUUUACGAGGGUUACGCCAUGCCUCACGCCAUCCUCCGGCUGGACCUGGCGGGAAGGGAGCUCUCAAACUACCUGAUGAGGGUCAUGUGCGACCGCGGGUACUCAUUCGUCACAACAGCUGAACGUGAGAUAGUCCGUGACAUUAAGGAGAAGCUAGGUUACGUCGCGCUGGACUUCGAGCAGGAGAUGCUGACUGCCGCCACCUCCACGUCUCUGGAGAAGAGUUACGAGCUGCCGGACGGACAGGUCAUCACCAUCGGCAACGAGAGGUUCCGCUGUGCUGAGGCGCUCUUCCAGCCGUCUUUCCUGGGUAUGGAGUCUGCCGGCGUGCAUGAGACGUGUUAUAACGCCAUUAUGAAGUGCGACAUCGACGUGCGUAAGGACCUGUACGCCAACACCGUGCUGUCCGGCGGCACCACCAUGUUCCCGGGUAUCGGGGACCGCAUGCAGAAGGAGAUGGUGGCCCUGGCACCCAGCACCAUGAAGAUCAAGAUCAUCGCUCCUCCCGAGAGGAAGUACUCCGUGUGGAUCGGCGGGUCCAUCCUGUCUUCUCUCUCCACGUUUCAGACCAUGUGGAUCACAAAACAGGAGUACGACGAGUCAGGCCCGGCUAUUGUGCACAGAAAGUGCUUCUAAUGUAUUCCCUACAAACUGUUAGGAUAGUUUCUAUCUGUCAUCGUAUUCCCUCCAAACUAUAGGCUAGUUUCGUUCUGUCAUUGUAAUCUGCAAUCUUGCAUUCUGUCAAUCCCUCUCAUUUCAUCUAUCCCUUCGUCUUGAUUCUUUUACCAUUGAAGCACCACAGAUGUUCUGACAAUCAAUUUUCUUUAUCCUUUUCGGUUGUUUGUCCAUCUUUGCCCAUCACGUUUCAUUUAGUGUCGCGCCUUAUCCUCUCAUCGUACUCCGACUUCACCAGACCCUGUCUCAUGUAGAAGAUUCAUGUUUUGUCUCCACGCAACCGCAUAUGUGCUAUUACAUCGUUCCUUGUGUAACAUUAUCUGUGAAUGAAUCUAUUUCUGAUGUAUCUUCAUGGAAAUGACAUUUUACUGACUUGUAGGCGAAUCGUUUCAGUAAAGACUAGUAGUCAGUGUAGCAAUGUUAGAUUUAGUCGCCACAAACAUCCUUGUAAUGUGACAAAUAUGCUGAAAAGAUCCUUACUAGCGUUGUAUUUAAAUAGCUGCCAUAUUUCGGGCUGUGGACACGCUACAACGAGGGUAGUUUUAUUCCAUAACAAGACGACUCAAAAACAGUGCUACUAUGUACCGUAUCCAAGGAUCUGGCUUAGAUGACAUGUGUGUAUCUGAAGAAUUCAUGUAAUCAUGUCGAUAUCUCGGACCAAACUAUAUAUUUGUAACUCUGAUAUCUGGAAAUAAAUAUGACAUAUUCCGCGGAA